AUGGCGACUCAAGCGUUGAAGAAAACAUGCAGUGUUUUCAUGGUUGUAGCUAUAUUGACGAUGAUGUUUUCGGCACAAAUUGCUCAUUCAAACAACGUAGGAAUGUGUGUGAAACAUUGCCUCCCUCAGUGUAUGAAAUCGGCAAAUAAACAUACUCCUUCAACAUGUGAAGAAAUUUGCAAAAAGAACUGCAACAAACAAGUCAUGGGUAAGGAAGAAAGUUUUAUUCCUCGCACUGAUGAAAACAGUGGUAUUAUUGGCAAAAUCGGCGACGUUGCCGACAAGGCCUGUGACGCAUUGUUUAACAACGGAUGCAACUGGAAGUGGUGA
Capsella rubella is the source of this 330-nucleotide messenger RNA. RefSeq lists its product as uncharacterized. Lineage: Eukaryota; Viridiplantae; Streptophyta; Magnoliopsida; Brassicales; Brassicaceae. The transcript has a single exon. The coding region runs from base 1 to 330 and encodes 109 amino acids. The record is from RefSeq and is a predicted model, not a curated record.